AAUUAUUGACGCGUUUAUUGUUCACUAAAACUUAUGACCAGUCUAUGAUUGCUUUAUUUAUCUCAUCUUCCACCAGCUCAUAAUUCUCUUCUCCUACCAUCAUGCCCUUGUAAAUAAAGACUAAUUCUACCGACCGCCACAAUGGAUUAUGGAAGGCUUCGAGCUGCGGCUCUGCGGGAUGGCGAGGACGAGGAAGCCGUAACAGUGGAUACUCGAGCUCUAAUCGACAAAGUCUUGGCGAGAUACUCGGGCGAGUGGACGACGUUACGAGAACUGAUCCAGAAUGCUGCCGACGCUCAGGCUACCACCGUCAAGAUAAAAUGGGAGACUUUACCCUCUACACAAGUAGCUCUACCCACUACGACAGACCGAUCCGAAAUACUCAAACACAUCAUCGCGAACCACACCCUCCGCCGACUUGUCGUUCAAAAUAAUGGUCAACCAUUCACAAAAACUGACUGGGGACGGCUGAAGAGAAUUGCCGAAGGUAACCCCGACGAAACUAAGAUCGGUGCCUUCGGUGUGGGGUUCUAUAGCGUCUUCGCCGAUUGUGAAGAGCCAUUCGUCAGUUCAGGUCAGGAAGCCAUGGCCUUCUACUGGAAAGGGAACGCUCUCUUUACCAGAAAACUUCAACUUCCCGAGGAUCAAUGCACGCAGGAUACUGCCUUUGUUUUGGAUUACCGAAACACCACGACUACUUUACCGAAUCUACUAUCAGUCAGCCAGUUUCUAGCUACGAGUUUGACAUUUGUGGCACUACAAAACAUUGAGUUCUGGAUCGACGAUUACAAGGUUCUCCAUUUGCAAAAGAAGACAAGCCCAAGUGCCGGGGUUGCCCUAUCGAGGGAUGUUGAGACUACCACCAAAGAGCGUCUAAUGAAGGUGCAAAGCGUUGAGCGAGCAAGUGCACAAAUCGACGCUUCUUUUAUGAAUGCUAUCGGAUGGAAACCGGAAGUAGCAACAGCGGCGAAAAGUGAAGCCUAUGGAUAUGGCGCCUCGGAGAUGACCUCCCUCCGAAGUUUCUUCUCGAGGUUAGCCGCAAAUGCCUCUACUUCGAAAAGUAGCAAGUCGGCGAGAGAAGAAAAAGCAGCCCAAGAUACCAUAUCCGAAGAUAUAACAGUAUUAUCAUCCAGCAGCAUAUUCCUUAGAGUAACUACUGCCGCGAUCAAGACGUCUGUCACUGCUAACUUUUCUGCCGAAUUGGAGCGGGCUACGAAGAAGCCCCCGCCAAGAGUAGCCAAGUUGUCUGUCUUGACAUCUUCAUAUGAUGAGACCCAGGCCUCGGAGGAAUCCACAAGCUCCAAGGCAAUUUCUAAGGCCACCGACGUCUUUGCGUCUGUGCUACCAAGCCAGAAAGGCGGCCGAAUAUUUAUUGGCUUCCCAACAACUCAAACAACCGGGGCGGGAAUUCAUAUUUCGGCGCCAUCGGUCAUUCCUACCGUAGAACGAGAGGCGAUCGACUUGAAUGCAAGAUGGGUCAGGACGUGGAACAUUGAAAUGCUACGCGCUGCCGGCAUCAUGACUCGCCUUGCUUUCACGAACGAGAUGGCUGAGUUACAAAUAAAAUUACAACGGGCCGCAGAGACUUCCAGUACCACCGAUACCUCUAAAGAGGUCACUAAAUACAUGCCUGAAGCAUUACACAUUCUUAAGGCCUUCACCUUCGGAGAUUCCACGCCCAGUGGCCACGUUUCACAGAUAAUUGAAGAGGCCUUUUGGACAUCUUACAAGAAGCCAUUCGUAGAAAUUUACAGUAGUCGAGGUGUACUCCCUACAAACAAGGUUCGUCUUGGUUCGAAAGAACUUACUCAGUUUGUUGAUGGAAUCCCGGUGAUUCCAUCGGAACUUGAGUCCACAGGUUUCGUCCGAAAGUUGAUCGAUUUUGAUCUAUUGUCUCAUAUCACUGUAGAUGACGUACGGCUAGAGUUGUCCGGAAAGCCGCUCAAUAAGGCUCAGCUCAUCAGUUUCAUACAAUGGGCCGGUAAAAAGGCCAUUCAAGGAGAGCUUGAUCCAUCAAGUAAAGAUAGACUUCUUGAUGUUGCAGUGGGACUUAUCGAAGAAGGCGCAGAAGAUCAAGGUGGCAUUGUCGCCCUUGGAAGCAUUCAUAAUUACCUAAGUCCAAACAAGAUACCGGCCGGGUUGCCGAUUCCACCGACAACACUGCCUUAUGAUUUUACUAGAAGCUGCAAUUCGAAUGAGUUGCAAGCUUUAGGCUGGGAGUCUCUCGAGAUUGUUCCUUGGCUUCGAUUCUUGCUCGAAACUAGUUCGGCAAGACGCGAUGGGCAGAAUAUGACCAAGUCAGCGGAAUUUUCGAUUCGAAUUCUAACAGUAUUAUCAAAGGGCUGGGAUAAUCUUAGCCAAAGCUCUAAAGGGACCGUCACAUCAUUACUCCAAAGUCAUACGGUGAUGCCGACUAAACUAGGAAUGAGAAAGCCGACAGAAUCCUUUUUCCAGAGUGUCAAACUCUUUGAUGAUCUCCCUACGAUUGAGGGAUGCUCAUCACUCAAGGACAAAUUCCUCACUGCUAUCGGUGUCCGAAAAACUGUGGACUUGGACACGAUUUUCACACGAUUGCUGAAUCGUUCGGCGGAAAUCGAGAAUUCCGGACAGGCAAAAUGGAGUCACGUAGAACUUAUCAAAUACUUAGCGUCAGUGCGACAAGACAUUCCGAAAGACGACAUGAGAAAACUCAAAGGAUCGCACAUAUGCCCGGCAGAAGCAGGACCACCAGGUAUGGAGUCGACUGUAGCAAGUCGACAGCUAUACAAAGUUUCUGAGCUUUAUGAGCCGAGAGGACCACUUCGACCGCUCAACCUUAAGAUUAUCCAAUGGCCCAGCGGCGGUCUGCGGCCUGGAAGCGCCGAGGGGAAGUUUCUGACUGACCUCGGCUUACGUCCCUUCCCAUCAGCUCCCGAGCUUGUAGACAUGAUGGCUUCAUCGGAUUCGACUCUAAGGGCCCACUCCAUGAACUACUUCAUUUCCAAUCAUCACAUCAACAACUAUGCAGCCUUUGAUAUCAGGGCAACUUCCAAGGCAUUCCUUCCCUUACAGGGGAAGCCACAACAAUUUGUGAGCCCGUCCCAAUGCUUUACGAACGAGGCAGCUGCCGCUUUAGGAUUUAACAUCCUAAAAAGAGAGCUGCAUAGUCAUGCGCCCAAAUUCGGCGUUGUGGCUGAUCCGCCUGUUAUUGAAUGCGUCGACCGUCUGAUUUCUAAACCUCCUCAGACUCAACAGGGAGCUAUGUCCCUCUUCGCAUACUUUGCAACCCGCCUGAACGAGUUGGAUAACAAUUCCAUUACAAAACUCCGCAGGGCUCCCAUUGUACCAGUUAUACGUAAAAAAAGGUCGUCGAUCUCCGAAACACCCACCGGCACGGAUAACAAGAGUGGCAAUGUGGUUCAUUUAAGUCCGCGAAAUUGUUAUCUAGGUAACUCGGCUAUGUACGGAGAGAUAUUCGAUUUUGUCGAUUUUGGUAGCUCUGCAAAUGCGUUCCUGUCCGCCUGUGGUUCGAAGACUGAGCCAACUAAGCUAGAGAUCGCUCAGUUUGCAUCAAGUGAACCAGCUAGGUUACUUAGCGUGCUUCAAAGCCCUGAAAAAUACCUGGGCCUCUUGAGACUACUAGCUGAAGAUUUCGCAACUCUUAAAAGAGAUAAGGAACUUUGGAGGAAAAUGAAGUCCUCGCCCUGGUUGUUGGCAUCUAAGGAAAUCAGUGCGCCUUCUAAGGAGAAGGUGUUGGAGAACGACGAAGAGGAAACAUCAAUCAAGCAUUACCAACUUGCUACUCCAGCCAGCAUUGCCAUUCUCGACGACUAUAUCAGCUACCGUCUGUUCAAGGAGCACUUGAUAUGUGCACCCGAAGAGGAUGUACUAGAAUCCUUCUACAUGGUUCUUGGCUCUCCCACUCUUUCGGAUAUCGUCCAAGAGGACAUAAGGAUCGGACCGCACAGUGAUAAGCAAGAAGGGGCGGUAUGGCUUCGGAAGCACGUUCUCGAGCGAUCGAAGAUCUUUGUUCACGAAUACAGCCGAUACACACGCGAUGCUAUUAAACACGACGCGAAGUGGCUUGAGAAAAACCUGACUGUCGAGGCUGUUCGGAGUGUCGCACUCCGUCGGUCGCUCCGUGGCCAAAGCCAGACGCAUACGGAGACAAGAUCAGCAGCCAGUGCAAAAGUCGCCAAUGGUCAUGUCUUGUACGUCGCGUCCGAGUCUGGUCGCCGUCCCGACAUGUACCAAGUAGGACAAGCCGUGUGCCAACUCAUCUUAAAUCGGCCGAGCCAGCAGGCUUAUUUCUUUUUCGAGCCAUUCCUCAAGCUCGACCUGCUUGAUUUGAGGGCUCGUGGUUACAACGUCGACCGUAUUCUGAGAGCAAAGGCCGCCGAGGCCAGAAUUGCCGAUGAAGAGAGACGCAAAGCUUUGGAAGCCGAGCAAGCUAGAAUAAAAGAACGAGAAGAUGAGUUUAAGAGACAAAGCCAAGUUACGAGAGUGCAGAAUAGAACCCCGCCUCCUCGUAUGCCUGGUGGAUUUGGUUCUCCGGACGAUGACAAUGCUCUGUUACCACCGCCGCCGCCGGCAUCACGGGCAUCACAGGGCGGAAGAAACAAGGGCCUUUUCUCGAAUCUUUCUAAACGAUUUGGGUUUGACACCUCUGAAGUAGAGGAAAGCAUGAAGAGCUUAAUGGGUACGAACCCUGAGCCUACCAGAUUACCGCCGGCCGAAUCGUCUUCAGGCAAUAAAUCUAACCAAAACGACGGCAGGGUCACAAACCCCGCCGUUAUCCAACAAAAUCUUCUUAAUGCCAUUCGGUCGACUAGAGCACAUGACUCGUCCCAGCUUUAUUCCCCUCCGACGACUCAAGAGGUCAAGGAGCAGGCUACGUAUUGUGACGAUACUAUAGGGAAGGAUCUCAAUUUCGUGGCAGAAGCAUCGAAUAGUAUGCGUGUGUUCGUAUCUAAUGCGAUCCCAAACUUUGACUUUGGUCAAUUCCUUUCAACAAACCACGGGGCAAUUAACUCCUUCGCAUCACUGCUCUUGGAAGUUGGACAGGUGUAUUCAAUCGGCAGGGGAGCACUCCACAUUUUUUACGACGAAGCCGGUAGCACAAUCGCCUUCAAUCGCGACGGAAGCAUUUUCUGUAACCUUCGCUUCUUCAUCCAACUUCAUGCGGAUAAACCAACUGGAGAGGGCAGAGCUGUGGCCACCAUCUGGUGGUGGGUUGUGCUGGCCCAUGAACUGGCCCACAACAUCGUCCAACCUCAUAAUGCGGACCACAGCUACUACACUGAGUCGUUCAUUCAGAACUACUUCCCGGGCAUGAUGAUGCAGGCAACGCGGAUUAUGGGAGCCGCUACACCAGCAAAUACCCAGGCCCAUGAGGCACCUGCCGGCCCGUCGUCAGCGGCCCCACCACCACCCUACCAGGAACGCUAGAAGUGACGUAGGCAUCGUUGAGCGACUAGACGGAUGGCACGAGUGCGGUUCUGAAGAGUGGUCAUUUACCAUUCUAUCUAUAAGAUAGAAUUAGCCAGUUCCAUGAUUAAGAUGAACCUUUAUACCUAAUCAAGAGCCUUUGCAUAUUUGGUUUCAGGGCGUUAGAGGAAUCAGCAUUAGGCAGAGGGUCAUGAGAAUUCGCGUCAAAUUAGAAAUUUGUAUUUGCAUACCUCGUAAAGGUACCG
Molecule: messenger RNA, 5672 nt
Organism: Hypoxylon trugodes
Lineage: Eukaryota; Fungi; Ascomycota; Sordariomycetes; Xylariales; Hypoxylaceae
Exons: 3
Coding region: 142-5427 (1761 amino acids)
Source: RefSeq, a predicted model, not a curated record